This is a messenger RNA of Talaromyces marneffei, 786 nucleotides long. RefSeq lists its product as uncharacterized. The transcript is spliced from 4 exons. Gene Ontology annotation, cellular component: mitochondrial large ribosomal subunit; ribosome. The coding region runs from base 1 to 786 and encodes 261 amino acids. The record is from RefSeq and is a predicted model, not a curated record. Gene Ontology annotation, biological process: translation. NCBI's taxonomy places the organism in Eukaryota, Fungi, Ascomycota, Eurotiomycetes, Eurotiales, Trichocomaceae. Gene Ontology annotation, molecular function: structural constituent of ribosome.
AUGCGAACAAUCACCACCAAAUAUACCCCGAAACCCAAACCAGUUCCCCUGCCAGAAAAUCUACCAGAGCAAUACUAUUCACAGCUUCCUUUACAUAUUCGUCCACAGCCAGAGAAGAAAAAAUGGCGAAUCCACCCAUCCCCCCCCUCCGAAAUGAACAGAUGCAAGGACCCCGUCGCCGCCGUCUCAGGUCGCCAAAUGGCCGUCCUCGACCCUACAGGCGAACGCAAAGCCUUGUUUGACUACCGACGAAGUGCCCGCAGCGUGAAACCGGGCGACAUUGUACGAGUGACAUUCAAGAGCGGUGAUCCGUUCUCAGGUGUUUGCCUGGCCAUCAGACUUCGCGGGGUGGAUACAUCGUUCUUGCUGAGGAAUCAAUUGACCAGAGUUGGAGUGGAAAUGUGGAUCAAGGCAUACAGUCCGAAUGUGGAGGGUGUUGAGAUCGUGCAGAGGACGGAGAAGAGGAAGAGGAGAGCUCGACUUUAUUACAUGCGUCAACCCAAGCAUGAUAUGGGCAGCGUGGAGAGUAUUGUGCGCAAUUACCUCCGCCAGAAGUCGGCUAUGGCUGGUCAGCCCAUCCACAAAUACUGGGAUCAUCUCCUCGAACUUAUUCAAGCGGAAAAGAUCAAGCCACUGCACAUGGUCACCCAUCGCUUCGACAUCACCGACAUGGAGAAAGUUUACUCUUUGUUCGAUAAGCGACAGCCUGGUAUUCAGAAGGUGUUUAUUCACACAAGGCAUUCGGCACCGCCUGCCCCUGGAGCGCUGGAGUUGACUCGAUUGUAA